AUGGCUCAAAGUUUCAAAGUCAUUGUUGGUGGAGAAUCUGGAACAGGUAAAACAACAAUAAUUCAAAGGCUUAUCAAUAAUACAUUCCGUAGCGAAUCACAGGCAACUGUUGGGGUUGAAUUCAAAUCUUUUAAUUGUGAAAUUGAUGGAAAACCUACUAAAUUGCAAAUAUGGGAUACAGCAGGUCAGGAAAAAUCCAAAAGUGUUGCCAAGUCUUACUUUAGAAAUGCUGUAGGAGCGCUUUUAGUUUAUGAUGUAACAGAUAGACAUUCUUAUGAAGAAGUUGAAAUAUGGCUUAGUGAUAUUCAAUGCCUUAGUCACCCAAAUUCAGUCAUCAUUCUUGUAGGAAAUAAAACAGAUCUAAUGGACACCCGAGUUAUUGGACAAAAGGAAGCCGAAUACUUUGCAGAGCGUCAUGGAAUCUUAUACAUCGAGACAUCCGCAAAGGAUGGUUCGAAUGUACAAGAUACAUUUUUGAACCUUGCAAGAGAGAUUUAUAAUAAAGUGAAUUCAGGUUCUCUUAUCCUUCCUACAUUAAAACAACAGCCUGCUAUGCUGUAUACAGACCCAAAUAAAAAAUCAGAUGCGACAAUUCAUGAGGAUUCUUGUAAUUGCUAG
Messenger RNA from Trichomonas vaginalis G3, 618 nucleotides. Its product is annotated as regulation of endocytosis. Lineage: Eukaryota; Parabasalia; Trichomonadida; Trichomonadidae. The transcript has a single exon. Gene Ontology annotation, molecular function: GTPase activity; GTP binding. Bases 1 to 618 code for a protein of 205 amino acids. The record is from RefSeq and is a predicted model, not a curated record.